Culex quinquefasciatus (southern house mosquito) is the source of this 1447-nucleotide messenger RNA. RefSeq names its product E3 ubiquitin-protein ligase TRIM37. Bases 131 to 1324 code for a protein of 397 amino acids. The record is from RefSeq and is a predicted model, not a curated record. Lineage: Eukaryota; Metazoa; Arthropoda; Insecta; Diptera; Culicidae. Gene Ontology annotation, cellular component: aggresome; peroxisome. Gene Ontology annotation, molecular function: ubiquitin protein ligase binding; tumor necrosis factor receptor binding; ubiquitin protein ligase activity. Gene Ontology annotation, biological process: protein autoubiquitination; negative regulation of centriole replication. The transcript is spliced from 3 exons.
AUAAACUUGAUCGUUCGUUUUGGCGCAAUUUUUCGCUGAGUCCGCAAAUCCUGCAUCGACCCGUCGGGAAAAAGAACGCAUUGAGAUCAGAAUCGCGAGAACCGCUCGGUAGUGCUCAAGUGCUUACAAGAUGGCAUCGGAACAAGUCCCGGACGACGCGGUGGAAGUGACCCGCCUCUUCGAGUGCUGCAUUUGCCACCAGGGCCUGCAGGAUGCGCACAUUUGCGCCCAGUGUUCGCAGCCUUUUUGCCGGAAGUGCAUCGACGAGUGGCUCGCCAAGGAGGCCAACUGUCCGUGCUGCCGGCGGGCGCUGUCCGCGGCCGGACUGGUCAAGGCGCGCACCUUCGACCAGAUGCAACAGGUCGUGAACCGGCUGGUGGCCAGCGAGGGCCGGAACCGGUGCUCGGAACACCGCAAGGAGUUGUCGUUUUUUUGCUUUUUUUGCGAGCAGUGCGUUUGCGCGGUUUGUCUGUUCUCCGAUCAGCACCUGGAGCACAAGGAUCAGGCCGUCUUGCUGGAGGUCGCCUACGGUCAAUACAAGGACAAGUUAGGCGCGGCUCUGAAGUCGACGGAUGAGCGCAAAGAGAACUUGAUCAAAUCGAUCAAGAUUGUUGAGAUCAACCAGAACCUGCUUACCGAAAAACUGAACGAACAGAAAGAUCAUCUGGAACGAUUGGAGAAAGACCGUGCUCGCACUGACGAGUUGUAUGGCCAAGCGGAGAAAUUGCUAACGGACGAAAAGGAUGCCUCCACGCUGGUCAAGAUGAUGGAAAUGCUCCAAACCUCAGAGAAAUUUCUUUCUGAGGAAAAACUGGAAGAAACUCUGAUUGAUGUAAUUCAUCAAAGGAACCUUCUUCCAGAACCAGCAGUGCUCAAAUUCCGCCUGGAACGGUUCAACGAAACACUUUCGAAGCAUGGCAGGUACGAAUCGUUGCCUCUGUCAAAGGAUGGAUUCUCGUGGAAGGUUCAAUGUGUUAAAUCGCUAACGCUAAUGGAUUGCUACCGGGUUUUCUUGCAACUGGAAGAAGGACUCCCAGGGGAUUACGUGGUGGAAAUUUUGGAUGAUUUUUGUGUUUAUGAUGCCGUUACGAUGCAUUUUAAGCAGUUAUGCUCAUACGCUGAAGUUGGCGAAUAUGAGGAUUUAUCGAUUGACACUGCCCACGACACCGCAGAGUUGGAAAUCCGCAUCCAGCAGGCUCGCUCCCACGCCGAACGGUGCAUCCAGCUGGAGCACUACGUGAAGCGGUUGGAGGCGAAGAACAGCGAGAACGAGCUGUUCAUGCGGUACCUGGCCGAAUACCAGAGCAAGAUGGGAUCGAUUUGAUUUGAUCGAUUUUCCGUUGGUUUUAUUAACAUGACCUUUUAUUUUACCUAAAUAUUUUGUUCAGCUCAGCUGUAAAUACGAUGAAAACUGUACUGAAGAAUUUCUCAGAUUGAACUCAAUAAA